Molecule: messenger RNA, 3053 nt
Organism: Dreissena polymorpha
Lineage: Eukaryota; Metazoa; Mollusca; Bivalvia; Myida; Dreissenidae
Product: stimulated by retinoic acid gene 6 protein-like
Exons: 19
Coding region: 145-2424 (759 amino acids)
Biological process (GO): vitamin A import into cell
Cellular component (GO): plasma membrane
Molecular function (GO): signaling receptor activity; retinol transmembrane transporter activity
Source: RefSeq, a predicted model, not a curated record
UUCUGUAUGUUAUAGUACAACGUAUGUGGGCAUAGAAGCAUCCGAACUGUGUGUUAAUAACAAAUGCAGUUUGUUGCACUCAUAUUGAUUAAACAGUUAUUUCAAAGGAUAGCAAUAUGAAAAACAAUCGCAGGAGGUUCAAAUAUGGCGAAAUUUCUGGAGGCCUUUAAUCUAGUCUAUGGCAAGGCGAACCCCCAAACAAACGAAACAGUGACAGAAUGCAUCACAAACAUCCCUGAUGACAAGUUCCACUUUUGGUUUCUUCUUCCUUCGAGCGCUAUGAUUCUUCUUCUGGCGUUCUCUUUCCACCGGAAGAAUCUCUAUCUGUCAUGUCUGGGUGGGAGACCCGCAGCUGUCUUUCCAAUGGAUAUUCUGGGCAAGUCAAACCGGAUGUCCUAUGCGGCAGCUUGGGGCGCCAUAACUUUCCUCACGGUGGACAUGGUGUUUGGGUUAACAGUCAUAGUUGACCUGCAAGGUCCCAGAUACGUGACAAUCUGGAACAAGAUCCUGUCCAUGGGAGUGAUAGGGGUUGGCUACUUCCCCAUGUUUGCAGCCCUUGCACUGGAUUCCCUUGUCAGUCUUGUGGUGGCCGAACUAUACGCAUGCGUGCUGUUUGCAGUCAACACGUACAAGAUAUUUGAAUGUGACCUCAUACCAACAGCUCGCCUCAUUUUGUUUGCUCGAGACUUUCCGAACCUCGUUUGUUUAGGCUACCUCUGUAUAAGCAUUCCAUUGAAAAUAUUCAAAGGUCUGCGCAGAAAGACAGUACGUAUCUAUACGUCAAAGGAAAGGGUGUCCGUUCUCAAAAUGGACAAGGAUCUAGAUUUGACAUCUGAGGCAGAACAUGUUCGGAAUCUAUUACGGCCACCAAAACCUCCUCGCUCACCCCCUGCCAAUCUACAGGCUAAGGUGGUCGGAAUCGCAAAAUCCGUGACAGAAGUUGUCGUCUACCAGAACAAAAAUAAAUACCGCUACUCCACACGUAUUCUUACUGUUACUUUGAUGGGUCUAAUGUUGCUGUAUAAAGUAGCUGUGGAAUUAUUUGUUAUGAUCCUGGCUGUCUUCAAUUUGGUGGACAAAGGAAUUAAAGCAACGAUUGAUAUAAUAGGAAAAGAUUCCACACCUGGAGAGGAGAAGUGGAUGACUUAUAUUCGAGACACAGUUCUUUACCUUCCAGAACUGAUAACAAAUUUACGAAUUUGCUUCAUUGUGUCCUUGACCUUGACCCUAGCGGCGGGAAUACUAACCAUUCUUCACAUGAUGACGUCAUACAGGACCAAUCUGCUAUCCUUGUAUAGAGGCGACAACACUCACAUUCCGCACAGAUCCACAUUGGAGAACACCUCCCUACUGCUAGGCAGCAUGCGGUAUGCCGGGUACCAGGUCGCCUACAUUGGCUGGGGGUUCGUAUUGCAUUUCAUUUGUAUCUCCAUUGCCUGUGUUGCCUUGGACCUGCUGAUUAUUCUGCUGGCUUUAGGAAUCACGCAAUGGUUACUUUGGAUUCUGGAAACCAUAUGGCCUGCCCUUAUGAUGACAAUUAUACCUAUGCUGGUGCAGACUUUGUCAGCCAAGUUUUUCUUUCUGCAAGGAAGGGGUCGUUUCUUGGCAAUGAACAAUCGACGCGCUCUGUUCAGCUUUUCUUUCUUCAUGUUCUUCUACAACAUCUUCCUCGGUUUCUUGUCGUGCCUUCUCCGCAUCAUUAAGUCUGUUGUUAUUGGCGUCAUUUUCUUGCCGCGUCUCGACAACAGCGCCCUAACAAGGAGAUUCCAGAUGAUGGAUCCAGGAUUCGCCGCCUAUGCUGGCUUUUUGCACGUCGAAUGCUCACAUACUCAUCCUGUGCUGCUUAUGUUUGUUCGGAUAUUAUUGGCGGGAAAGAAGAAAAGAGAUGAGCCAUAUAUUGAUCCGGAAAAAUCAGAUAUAACCAUAGAAAGGACACGUGCAUUUGUUCGAGCUCGAAUCCGCUGGCAAACUGCUUAUUCGAUAUUGAAAAAUCCGGCACUGAGAGCCUUACGAAAAUCUCACUUGGACCAUGUGAAAGAACUUCAAGAACGCUUAUCAAAAUUGUACUAUUUAGACAAGAACCAAACUAGCGAACUUAUAAAAGAAAUUCAGAAAUCAGGAGUGGACUUGAAAGAUGUUAAUGUAACACUCGAGGCAGAAGGCAAAAGAACUUUUUCACAACACUGGGACACGGCGUUGAAAAUAAAUAAUAUAAUGCAAAAAAUGCGGAGAGAUAGGGGUCUUGGAUUAGGAAUUUUCGCUUCCCAGCAUCGACAAGAAGGAAGAAGCGGAAUAGAAAAUCUUAGCUAUGCUAAUGAUGUGAGCGUUGAAUCUAAUGACAAUGUUAGUUAUCGGACUAAAUGGAAAGUAGCAGCGUUUACAGCAUUGAAAACAAAAUUUGAAGAAACCGAUACAGUACUGUGAUAUAAAACGUAUUUAUAGUGAAAUAAAAUAUGACGCAAUUAAGAUAUCAUUUAGAAUGUCACGUCUUCGUGGAUAAAAAAUAAUGAACACUUCGUUUUUACUAAAGUGCUGUUUGCUUUUCUUGUAUGAUUGUUGAUGAUAGCUAGAAAAGAGGAAUAUGAUAUUGACGUUCUGGUGAGUUGUGCAAUCCGUGUUUAUUCUGUAAAGAGAAUCGACAAGGAUUCCAACAUUUAAUACUUACAAUCGUAUUAAUGUCAAAAAUUAAAAUAAAGAAAAAAUAUUUUAUUUAUUUGAAUUAAACAUUUUAAGCAGAAAUUAUAAUAUAUUUAUUGAGGUAAUAUCAAGCAUUAUGAGGCCUAGUUAUCUCGUAAUAAACGACGUUAAAUCAUUUUUAUAGAAAUAAGCCUAUUUAAGUCGUAAUUUCAAAAGAUUUCAAUACAACGACAAGAAGGUGCCGAAUAAGUGAUAAGUGACGUUCAAAAUCGAAUACUGUCAGAAAGAUCGAAAUGCACAUAUCAUCGUGUUGGCUGUUUUUUCUUUUAAUAAUCAUCAUUACAGGAUGUGUACGAGUUGUCUCAUCUAUCUUCUCGGAUUUACUUAUGCCAUAUAUAAUAAAAGAACAUAAAGAA